Messenger RNA from Megalops cyprinoides (Indo-Pacific tarpon), 1211 nucleotides. RefSeq names its product solute carrier family 35 member E1-like. Bases 44 to 1192 code for a protein of 382 amino acids. Lineage: Eukaryota; Metazoa; Chordata; Actinopteri; Elopiformes; Megalopidae. Gene Ontology annotation, cellular component: Golgi apparatus. The record is from RefSeq and is a predicted model, not a curated record. Gene Ontology annotation, molecular function: antiporter activity. The transcript has 6 exons.
UCCGCUCCACGUCUCACCGCUGCCGGGGACUCUGCUUCGGAAGAUGGCUGCGGUGGAGCGUCCACCGGCCACGGAAGGAGUCCGGAUCGCAGUGCUCUGUGUUUGCUGGUACACUGUCAGCUCGGGGGGCAACGUCGUCAACAAAAUCAUAUUGAAUGGAUUCCCCUAUCCGGUCACCGUGUCGCUCUUUCACAUUCUCUCCAUCGUCAUAUUCCUUCCGCCGUUGUUACGGGCAUGGGGUGUCCCCAAAACUGAACUGCCUGGGAGAUACUACCGAUGGUAUAUUCUCCCUUUAGCUUUUGGAAAAUAUUUCGCGUCCGUGUCGGCACACUUCAGUAUAUGGAAGGUUCCUGUCUCGUACGCGCACACAGUGAAAGCCACAAUGCCGAUAUGGGUCGUCCUGUUAUCAAGAAUCAUAAUGAAGGAGAAGCAGACAACAAAGGUGUACGUGUCUCUCGUCCCCAUCAUCGGCGGCGUGCUGCUGGCCACGGUGACUGAGCUGUCCUUCGACCUCUCCGGUCUGAUCAGUGCCCUCGCUGCCACACUCUGCUUCUCCCUCCAAAACAUCUUCUCCAAAAAGGUGCUGCGGGACACUGGCAUGCACCACCUGCGGCUGCUCAGCGUGCUCGGCUUCAACGCUGUCCUGUUCAUGCUGCCCACCUGGGUGCUGGUGGACCUGUCCGCCUUCCUGGUGGAGGAGGAUAUGAGUGAAAUAUCCAACUGGUCGGGAACCAUCCUGCUGCUGGUGGUUAGCGGUUUCUGCAACUUCGCCCAGAAUGUGAUCGCCUUCAGCCUGCUGAACCUGGUCAGCCCUCUGAGCUACGCUGUGGCUAACGCCACCAAGAGGAUCAUGGUCAUCAGCAUCUCCCUACUGUUGCUGCGAAACCCUGUCACCUCUAGCAACCUACUGGGCAUGCUCACUGCCAUCCUGGGGGUCUUCCUCUACAACAAGGCAAAGUAUGACUCCAACCAGGCAGCCAAGAGGAGGGAGCUGCCCUUCUCCAAGCAGGAUGUGGUGACCUUUGACCACGGAGCCCUCGGUCUGGAGAAAGCGCAGCCCCACAAUGGGACCGGCUCUUUCUCCCAGGUGGUGGACUUCGAGUUUGACAGGAACAACGUGCUGACCGACCACUUCCAGUACAGCCGUCAGAACCACCUGAUGGGACACAGACCCAACCAGUAUGACGUCUAGGAAGGAACCUCUGUAGACA